GCUGAUGAGUCGCUUCCGAGCGCCCCGCUCCCUUUCCGAUCUUCCCACCGAAGCAGCAGGCUGCCUCGGCGCCGGCCGAGCAAUGGAUGCGUGAGCAGCAAAGAUGGCGGAGAAGGUGCCGAAGAGUGUCAAAAUUGCUCCUGGAGCUGUUGUCUGUGUGGAGAGUGAAAUCAAAGGAGACGUGACAAUUGGACCUCGGACAGUGAUUCACCCCAAAGCACGGAUAAUUGCAGAAGCUGGACCAAUAGUGAUUGGAGAAGGUAACCUCAUAGAAGAACAGGCAGUUAUCAUCAAUGGCUAUCCUGAAAAUAUUACCCCUGAUACAGAGGACGUGGGAGCCAAACCCAUGAUCAUCGGAACCAAUAACGUGUUUGAAGUUGGCUGUUAUUCUCAGGCUAUGAAAAUAGGCGACAACAAUGUCAUCGAGUCCAAAUCAUUUGUGGGUAGGAAUGUGAUCUUGACGAGUGGGUGCAUCAUCGGUGCCUGUUGCAAUGUCAAUACCUACGAAGUCAUCCCUGAGAACACGGUGAUCUAUGGAGCCGACUGUCUUCGUCGAGUGCAGACCGAGCGGCCGCAGCCACAAACGUUGCAACUAGACUUCCUCAUGAAGAUUCUGCCAAACUAUCACCACCUGAAGAAGGCCAUGAAAGCAACUUCAACUCCUGUGAAAAGCUGAAGGCCUUCCUGUGUGACUGCCCAAAUGUCAGGGCGGAUGUUUCUCUCCUGCUUUCAGAACAGCCUGUUUGCAAGAACCAAUGUUUAUUGUUUAGCUAACUCACUCAUUCCUUUAUGCAACUUAUUUUAUUUAUUAAAAUUAUGAAAGAUAAAA
Molecule: messenger RNA, 829 nt
Organism: Varanus komodoensis (Komodo dragon)
Lineage: Eukaryota; Metazoa; Chordata; Lepidosauria; Squamata; Varanidae
Gene: DCTN6
Product: dynactin subunit 6
Exons: 7
Coding region: 104-676 (190 amino acids)
Biological process (GO): mitotic spindle organization
Cellular component (GO): dynactin complex
Molecular function (GO): dynein complex binding
Source: RefSeq, a predicted model, not a curated record